Lynx canadensis (Canada lynx) is the source of this 3714-nucleotide messenger RNA. It is a transcript of the gene CBS, whose product is annotated as cystathionine beta-synthase. Gene Ontology annotation, cellular component: cytoplasm. Gene Ontology annotation, molecular function: cysteine synthase activity; cystathionine beta-synthase activity. The transcript has 20 exons. Bases 828 to 2975 code for a protein of 715 amino acids. Lineage: Eukaryota; Metazoa; Chordata; Mammalia; Carnivora; Felidae. The record is from RefSeq and is a predicted model, not a curated record.
UCUCUCCCAUUCUGGAAGUCUGAGGUCAAGGGUGUGGGCAGGGCUGGUUCCUCCGGAGCCUGUCUCCCUGGGCGUGCAGACGCCGCCUUCUCCCUGUGUGAGCGCAGCCCUUUGUCUCUCCCACUUCUUAGAAGGACGCCAGUCGGAUUGGGUUCAGGCCUGCCAUAGACUGAAUGUUCGUGUCUCCCCCCCACCCCUGUCCCCCAAAAACUGUGUAUGUUGAAGACCCGAUCCCCACCGCGAGGGUAUUAGGAGGUGACGGGACGCGUGCCCUCAGAAGAAGAGACACAAAACAGCGUGUUCCCUACCCGCCCCCCACCAUGUUCAGGAGGCAGGAAAAGAGCUCCCACCAGGCCUGGGCCUUAUCUUGGGCCUCCGGCCUCCAGAAUUAUGAGACGUAAAUGCGUGUGGUUUGAGCCAGGGCCCCCUUCUUAAAGGAAACGAUUUUUCUGGCACUGGAUCAAAUGGGAAGAAAGGUUUCUUGUUUUUAACAUUCAGUCAUCUCUAUGCCGAACAUGGGGCUUGAACUCCCACUCGCCAGACCCCAAGAUCAAGAGUCACUCUACCGACUGAGCCAGCCAGACGCCCUGCGCCUUCCAGCAGGAGGCACCCCCCCCCCAACCCCCACUGGGGCCAAUCCUGAGGAAACAACGUCUCACGAACCAGGGACAUUCUAUAAAACGUCUGGCCUGCACACUUCAAAGACACCCACGUCUCAGUCCAACAAAUGGCUCUAGGGCACGGCCACUGGGUGCGGCGAGGUCCGGGAUUUUGCUGUGACAGGCAAACUGAGUGAGGUCUGUUGAUUAGGUCAUGGAUUUGUAUCAAUGAGCCUGGCACAAAGGCCCGCCUGUGGCCGGGGACGGCCAAACCAUUGCUGGAUGAAGCGAACCCGCAAGGUGCUGGGCAGAGCCACUGACGGUUCCACAUCUGUCCACACCUGGCUCAGGCCUGGGCGAAUGUGGCCAGCCGCUGGGCACUGGGCUGCAUUGGGCCACCUGCACUGGGGGAAAUGGACCCAGCUGGGGCUGCCUCUGCCUUUGCUGAUAACCAGCCUGGUUCUGCGUGCCCUGGAUGAGAAGGUCAGCAAGGGAACGCCCCGAAAAUCUGGAUUUACACCUCCAUGUGAGGAGCCCUUUACACCUUCAGCGCAGUCUGCUCGGCCACUCACCUUUUCACAGCAAAACUGCCUCACGAAGGUCUUGGGGAGCACAGAUCCCAGCAUGCCUUCCGAGACACCCCAAGCAGAAACGGGGUCCGCAGGGUGCCCCCACCUCUCAGGGGCACACCUAGGGAAAGGGAGCCUGGAGAAGGGACCUCCGGGGGACAAGGAAGCCAAGGAGCGCCUGUGGAUCCGUCCCGAUGCCCCAAGCAAGUGUUCCUGGCAGCUGGGCAGGCCGGUCACUGACUCCCCUCAUCACCACACUGUCUUGACCGAAUCCCCCCAAAUCUUGCCAGACAUCCUGAAGAAAAUCGGGGACACCCCCAUGGUGAGAAUCAAUAAGAUCGCAAAGAAAUUCGGCCUCAAGUGCGAGCUCUUGGCCAAGUGUGAGUUCUUCAACGCGGGCGGGAGCGUGAAGGACCGUAUCAGCCUGCGCAUGAUUGAGGACGCCGAGCGGGCCGGGACCCUGAAGCCCGGGGACACCAUCAUUGAGCCGACGUCCGGGAACACAGGGAUCGGGCUGGCCCUGGCUGCCGCCGUGAAGGGUUACCGCUGCGUCAUCGUGAUGCCGGAGAAGAUGAGCACGGAGAAGGUGGAUGUGUUGCGGGCCCUGGGGGCCGAGAUUGUGAGGACGCCCACCACGGCCAGAUUUGACUCCCCGGAGUCCCACGUGGGGGUGGCCUGGAGGCUACGGAACGAGAUCCCCAAUUCUCACAUCCUGGACCAGUACCGCAACGCCAGCAACCCCCUCGCUCACUACGACACCACCGCCGAGGAGAUCCUGCAGCAGUGUGACGGGAAGUUGGACAUGCUGGUGGCUUCGGCGGGCACGGGUGGCACCAUCACGGGCGUCGCCAGGAAGCUGAAGGAGAAAUGCCCAGGGUGCAAAAUCAUCGGGGUGGAUCCCGAGGGUUCCAUCCUCGCAGAGCCCGAGGAGCUGAACCAGUCGGAGCAGACGGUCUACGAGGUGGAAGGGAUCGGCUACGACUUCAUCCCCACGGUGCUGGACCGGACGGUGGUGGACAAGUGGUUCAAGAGCAACGACGAGGAGGCCUUUGCCUUCGCCCGGAUGCUGAUUGCACAGGAGGGGCUGCUGUGCGGUGGCAGUGCCGGCAGCGCCAUGUCGGUGGCCGUGAAGGCUGCCCAGGAGCUGCAGGAGGGCCAGCGCUGCGUGGUGAUUCUGCCGGACUCGGUGCGCAACUACAUGUCCAAAUUCCUGAGUGACGAAUGGAUGAUGCAGAAGGGCUUCCUGAAGGAGGAGGACUUCACCGUGACGAAGCCGUGGUGGUGGCACCUGCGAGUUCAGGAGCUGAGCCUGUCGGCCCCGCUGAUGGUGCUGCCCACGGUCACCUGCGAGCACACCAUCGAGAUCCUCCGCGAGAAGGGCUUCGACCAGGUGCCCGUGGUCGACGAAUCAGGGGUGAUCCUGGGGAUGGUGACCCUGGGGAACAUGCUCUCGUCCCUGCUCGCUGGGAAGGUUCAGCCGUCAGACCAAGUUCGAAAAGUCCUCUAUAAGCAGUUCAAACAGAUCCGGCUGACGGACCCGCUGGGCAAGCUGUCGCACAUCCUGGAAACGGACCACUUCGCCCUGGUGGUCCACGAGCAGAUCCAGUCGCGGGACCUGGCCUUGACGGGCGUGGUGGGGGGGCCCUCAGACCACAGCAACGGCAAGUCCAGUCAGAGGCAGACGGUGUUCGGGGUCGUCACUGCCAUCGACUUGCUGAGCUUCGUGGCCGCUCGGGAGCGCGACCGGAAGACCAAGUCAGGAAGCACCUCGGAGCCCAGACCUGCGGGGGCCACGGUACAGCUCUGACCGCGCCCACGCCUCGCCUCGCCUCGCCUCGCCUCGCCUCGCCGGGGUCCGUGCUCUACCUUUUGUAAACACAGAAUCCACACGCGUGAUUUUUAACUGCCUGACGCUGGGCGGUGUCGUGAGGAGCGGGUAGCAAGCAGCGGGUGUAGGAUGCUUAGCCCGGGGCCGGUGUGGACGCUAGCUUCCCUUUUACUAACACCUGGCCGCCUCGGUGAAUCCGCUUACGGUUUAUUGGAGUAGAUGUGUGUUUCUUUACCUUUCUUCUAAAACGGCUCAGCAAGAAAAUCUUACCAAACAGGAUACAGCCAGGCGGGUGAGCCCUCGUGGCAAAUGACCAGAGCAGGGUGGAUAAAAGCGGAGGAAAGUGCUCUUCUGGAGAAGAGCCUACGAUGGGGAGCAGCAGAAAGGCGGCUAGGGAAGGAUGGCCUGUUGGGAGCCCUCACACGGAGGUGCUGUCUCCUGGGUACCGGGGCUGGUUACAGUGACUUCAGUGUUUGGGGGUUUCUUAAUGGAGGUGAAAUUCGCUCAACCUUAAAUGAACGAUUUAGAAGUGUAAGUUUUCGGGGCGCCUGGGUGGCUCAGUCGGUUGAGCGUCCGACUUCGGCUCAGGUCGCGAUCUCACGGUUUGUGGGUUCGAGCCCCGCGUCGGGCUCUGUGCCGACGGCUCGGAGCCCGGAGCCCGGAGCCUGCUUCGGAUUCCGUGUCUCCCUCUCUGCCCCUCCCCUGCUUGUGCUCUCUC